AUGAGAAUGAAAACCGGACCACAACCACUACCAAUCUCCCACGCCCAUCAUGCUCCACCACCUCAUAUCCGCGCCUUACACAAAGCGCACCAAAGAUCACCCCUAACGGUGCCUACAGUCCUGGACUUUGAAAACCUCCCUCUGAGCUCCCCGUCCUCCUUUUCCCCCGUCGCAAACUCAACAAUCAGCGCCUCCGUCGCAUCAACCGCAUUCUCCGCAUUCAGCGAUGGGCGCGAAGACACGGUGAACGUCGAGUCCGACAUACCCGUUUACAAUGUUUCCUCGGUCCCUGGACUACGGGUAAUACCCAACUUACUCCCUCCGUCGGUGCAAAAGACCCUGCUGCGAAAACUGCUGUUCCGCGAUCUCUCCGACCCGCGGCACAAAACAAACCUGCACGCACACUACAACUUACCUCCCCCGCCACCCGACAUAGGUUCGUAUUUCGAGUCACCCCCGGGGACUACCUUCCAGGCGCUCAACACCGACGGACGAGACUUACCCAUUGACCGCAUGCUCGAUAAAAAACUCCGAUGGGUGACUCUCGGUGGUCAAUACGAUUGGUCAAAAUUGUCCCGAUGCGAUAUUGAGAAGCCCCUGGUAUCUCACCGGGGGAUACACUGGCGCCUCAUCGGGAUUGUUUCGUUGGGCUGCGAGGCGCUUUUCAUCGCAGGGGUUGGAGAGGGAGAGGGGGUUGUGAUUAGGGUGAGGAGUGGGGAUGCGAUCGUAAUGAGCGGAGAAGCGAGGUGGGCGUGGCAUUCUGUGCCCACGAUUGCUAGUGGGACGUGUCCUGAUUGGUUGCAGGAGUGGCCGGAGGAGAGGAGGGGAUGGAUGAAGGGGAAAAGGGUCAAUCUGAAUGUGAGACAGAUGUGGGAUUAGCUGUGAGGGGUAUGAAGUGUUUUGCGAGCGAGAAUGAUGUAUGAUCGCCUAAGCGCAGAACACCACUAUAUGAUGUCAGGGGUUUGGGAGGUUGUGGUAUCAUAGUCCGAAUCCACCAUGACAUCGGACCGGGUUCUGCAUACUCGGCAAUUAGCUAGUGGUUUAAAGUUUCUCCACAACCAAAACCCGAAUUAGAUAAUUUGACCAAGUGCUACAAUGCGAAUACUAGAUAAGCAUUUAAUAC
Messenger RNA from Tuber melanosporum (Perigord truffle), 1123 nucleotides. RefSeq lists its product as uncharacterized. The transcript is spliced from 4 exons. Gene Ontology annotation, cellular component: cytoplasm; nucleus. NCBI's taxonomy places the organism in Eukaryota, Fungi, Ascomycota, Pezizomycetes, Pezizales, Tuberaceae. Bases 1 to 879 code for a protein of 292 amino acids. The record is from RefSeq and is a predicted model, not a curated record.